GGGUGAAAGGCAAGAGGAAAUGCCAUGCCAUCGCCCCGGUGCUCAAAUUUCUCUACGUGUAGACUGCUGUUAAAGGAGCCGUUAGGCCUACUACUUCCAUCUAGCUCUCUAUUUGGUUUAUAUGGUUAUAGUACGAUAUGUGAGAGAACAUGCUGUUACAUUAGCGUUUGCUUAAUCGACUGGAUCCUGAAACUGCUCACAACCAGAGUGUCUCCUCCUACCGCUGAUCUGACAGUCUCCGCGGCACAGGCAGACGGUGCUGGGUGGAUAACGUUACCUGAAAAUGCGCUGAAAAGGGGUAUAGCAAGCACACUUUGUUUGGAUGAUAUAGAAUAUGCAAGAAUGUGUUGCCCUGCUCUUCUUCUGCCGCUGAGAGCCCAAAGCUCCCCGGAUCAAGUGGAAAAACCCAGGUGGUAGUGACAUGGUUACCAUCAGAUCGGAAAAUAUGGCACCUCAGCAACCUUCCAGCAUGGAGGAGCAGUCGGGGGAGCUAUGUGAGCCUGAAUCUGAGGAGGGAGAAAAACAAGGAACAGGACCCCCUUCUGAUCAAGCUCAUCCAGUUGGCUAUGAUGCUCCAGAUGGAGGCUGGGGAUGGGUGGUCCUAGUGGCUACUAUCCUUGUCUUAGCUCUGACUCUGGCCUUCCCCUCCUGCAUUGGCAUCUUCUACUUAGAUCUUCAGGAAGAAUUUCAAGCCAGUAACAGUGAGACAUCUUGGGUGCCAUCGAUAAUGACGGCAGUUCUGCAUGCCGGAGGUCCUCUGUGUAGUGUUCUGGUGGAACGCUUUGGUUGCCGGGCGACAGUGAUGUUUGGGGGAGUGCUGAGUGGUUUUGGGAUGGCGGUCAGCUCUUUCUCACAUACCAUUGUUGAUUUAUACAUCACCACUGGGGUCAUCACAGAAUACCCCUGCACCUGUGUUCCAGGAAUCCUUGUGGACCGUACUGACCAGUACACAUAUGUGUUCCUGGCCUGCAGCAUCUCAGUGGCCUUAUCAGCUCUGUUCCUUAUGGUUUCCUUUUACUGGCUGGACUCCCGUGAUGCAGCCCAGAAGAACAGUUCACCAGCGUCUGGGUCUCCAGCUAAGCCUGCAGUCAAUUUACCCACGGACUGCCAGUACAGCAGUGUGCCUACAGAUGGGGACAAGACAAAUAAGCCAUCAUCAGAGGCAGAAAAAAUCACAAAUGUAUGACCUGGAUCAGAGUUAUUUAUGUCUUUGUAAUCGUGAUCCGUAUCAAGUACAGAAAUAUGUUUCUUUGCCAUUUGUGACCCUGGACCACAAAACCAGUCAUAAGAUUUAUACAUCAUCUGA
Molecule: messenger RNA, 1306 nt
Organism: Sinocyclocheilus rhinocerous
Lineage: Eukaryota; Metazoa; Chordata; Actinopteri; Cypriniformes; Cyprinidae
Product: monocarboxylate transporter 3-like
Exons: 4
Coding region: 422-1186 (254 amino acids)
Biological process (GO): monocarboxylic acid transport
Cellular component (GO): basolateral plasma membrane
Molecular function (GO): monocarboxylic acid transmembrane transporter activity
Source: RefSeq, a predicted model, not a curated record